AUCUCUCUCUCUCUUACCCCCCUCCUCUCUCUCUCUUUCUCCGAGCGAGCUCUCAGCUCCCGACUCUAUUUAUAGCACAGUCCCGCCCCUCCCCUGUCGCUCGCCAGCUAUUUCCAGCAGCCUGAAGCAGCUCCAGUCUGUUUGUAAACUCCACGUCUCUAUACCUCUGCUCUCCCGUUCGCCUCACCCACCGGGUGAGGGUGCAGAGAUUCGGCUUUGAACAAUUAUACAAAAGCAACACAAUCGCACUAAACGGAACAGUCGGAUGGUUCAGUUUAAGCCCAUUCAUCAGGAGAGUGACUUGUGUGCUGUGCUGUAAGCGAGGACUUGUACGGAGAGGCGAGGGGAAGGAAGGAACAUAGGGACUGGCAGGCAAAAGUCUCCCAGUGAUCUACUUAGUGAUCGUCUCUCCGGUUCUGUCGCUUUCAUCUCAUCCCGUCGCAUCUCGUCAUGGGGAAGUCGCUCUUUUGGAGUCCGCCGAUACCACAUGCGUGACUUCAGACGUUUGCAGGAUACGGGCACGCUCAGACCGGGGUCUUGGAUACAAGCCACAUUUGGACUUGUCGGUGUGAAUUAGCAGCUUGUUUCUGACAUCGACAAUUAGACAAGAAGGUGAUGUGGUGUAUGAAUAGACUCGUUUGUGGGGCCGUAAAGCUGCUAGUUUGAGUGGACAGUUUGAGGAUUUGUCUACAGUGUUUUCUUUCACGGAUACCUGUUCUGAUUGCAUUUGUUUAUUGAAAAAAAUUAUAAUAAUUUUUUUGAACCAUGGAACUAACGGGCAAAGCGAUUUUCGAUUCUUUGCAUGCAUGUACCUUUUGAUAAAGGAAGUGGUGCUUUUUUCCCCUCUUCCUUCAAAUGUGUUUGCACAUUUGACUUUUUUGGAUGGAGAGUGGGCUGGCAUCUCCUUUUCCAUGUUAAUUUGUUUUUGCAUUAAUUGAGUGGCGAUAUUUCGAGACUGGCAUGCUUUUGAAGCCAACCGUACCGGGACUGUGUGCGAUGUUGCAGACAAUCUAUGAGACCGAAUCCUGCUUCUCUUCAGACAGCACGUCCGGCAGAGAGCGACACGUGGAGCUGCUUUCUCAGUCCAGAAGCACCAGCAUGCCCAGCACCGCAGUGGAUGUGAAGACCUUGCUACCUUCUGGGAUGCAGAGCCCGGUGGGAGGUGGAGGAGAUCAGGGCGGAGGUAGCGGAGGGCCGGUGGACCUGCGUACAGACCCGCGUCUGAGCACACUAAACACGGUGGACCCGGCGAUGAGGGAAAAACAGCUACAACACGAGCUGCUCUUGCUGAAACAACAACAAGAGCUCCAGAAACAGCUGCUGUUCGCCGAGUUCCAGAAGCAGCACGAGGUUUUGACACGCCAACAUGAAGUGCAGCUACAGGAACAUCUUAUGCAGCAGCAGGAGAUCCUUGUCGCAAAGCGUCAGCAGGAGCUGGAGCAGAAGAGGAAGUUGGAACAGCAGCGUCACGAAGAGGUGGAGAAGCAGAGACUGGAACAACAGCUCAUCAUGCUACGUAACAAAGAGAAGGGCAAAGAGAGUGCUAUUGCCAGUACUGAGGUCAAACUGAAGCUGCAGGAGUUCCUGUUGAGCAAAAAGGAACCUGGCUCUGGUGGACUAAACCAUUCCUUCUCUCAGAAGUGCUGGGGGGCUCACCACGCGUCCCUGGAGCAGAGCUCCCCUCCACAGAGCAACACACCGGGCACGCCACCCUCCUACAAACUCCCCCCACUGUUAGGGUCUUAUGAGGGCAAGGAUGACUUCCCUCUCCGUAAGACCGCCUCUGAGCCCAAUCUGAAGGUACGUUCACGGUUAAAACAGAAGGUGGCUGAGAGGAGGAGCAGCCCACUUCUUAGACGGAAAGAUGGUACUGUGAUCAGCACCUUCAAGAAAAGGGCGAUUGAGAUCUCAGCUGGGUGCAGCAGUGCUCCUGGCUCGGGUCCCAGUUCUCCGAACAGCUCUAACUGUGCCAUUGCCGAGAAUGGCUCCAGCGGAUCCGUUCCAAACAUCCACGCUGAGCAGUUGCGUUCUCUGCAUCAGUCUUUGACUGGAGAUGGGACACCGAGUCCCCUUAGCCUCUACACCUCUCCAUCUCUGCCCAACAUCUCUCUUGGGCUGCCUGCCAACGCGCACAUCACGGCUCCUCAGAAACUCAGUGCCCAGCAGGAGGCAGAGCGGCAGGCAAUCCAGAGUUUGCGUCAAGGUGGGGCACUGACAGGGAAGUUCAUCAGCACAUCGUCCCUGCCGACGUGCCUUCCCACCGGGGCACCCCAUGACCCCGAGCCCCCUUCUGCCUCUAAUAGCCACAGUAGCCAUUCCUCGCUGCUCCAGCACGUCCUACUGUUGGAGCAGGCUCGUCAACAGAGCGCACUUCUCACAGUUCCCAUGUACGGGCAAUCUCCGCUGGUAACGGGUGAGCGGGUGUCCAGCAACAUGCGUACAGUGAAUAAAUUGCCUAGGCACCGGCCGCUGAGCCGUACACAAUCAGCACCCCUGCCUCAAACACCACAGGCCCUGCAGCACCUCGUAAUGCAACAGCAACACCAGCACUUCCUCGAGAAACAGAAACACUACCAGCUAAAUAAGAUCCUCUCUAAAGGGGCGGAGCUUCCACGGCAGCCUCCCACGCACCCUGAGGAGACUGAAGAGGAGCUUACGGAAACCGCAGAGAUGCAGGACGAGCGAGGGGAGGGGCUUGAUCAUGUAAGGGAGGGGCUACAGAAAGAGAGCUCUGGUGAGACCACACCCCCUUCCGAAUGUCUGGUUCAGUUGAAGGGAGAAAGCACAGAAAGUGACUUGGAGGAAGAUGAUGAUGAUGAUGAUGAUGAUGAAGCCAUUGAACUGAGGGAAUGUGAUGAAGAGGGUGCCCCCUAUGGCCAGUAUUUGGACCAGCAGCAUGUGCAGCAACUGAAUGUGUUCCAGGCCUCCCUGUCCAUCACGGGAAUGCCCCACAGACCCCUGGGAAGGGCACAGUCGUCCCCUGUCACUUCUAGUCUUAAAGGAGCACCCCUGAUCGAGGUGCCCAUUAAGCAUCUCUUCACAACAGGGCUGGUGUACGACACCUUCAUGCUAAAGCACCAGUGCAUAUGUGGGAACACAAACAUCCAUCCCGAACACGCCGGUCGCAUUCAGAGUGUUUGGUCCAGGCUACAAGAAACAGGGCUGCUUGGUCGCUGUGAGAGGAUCAGAGGAAGGAAGGCCACGCUAGAUGAAAUCCAAACUGUGCAUUCUGAGUACCACACGCUGCUCUAUGGCACCAGUCCACUGAACCGACAGAAGCUGGACAGCAAGAAACUUUUAGGUCCAAUAAGUCAAAAAAUGUAUGCUGUGCUACCGUGUGGAGGCAUUGGGGUGGACAGUGACACAGUGUGGAACGAGAUGCAUUCGUCCGGAGCUGUCCGGAUGGCGGUGGGCUGCGUCAUUGAGCUGGCAUUUAAAGUUGCUGCCGGAGAGCUGAAGAACGGGUUUGCGGUGGUCCGUCCUCCUGGUCAUCAUGCUGAGGAAUCAACUGCCAUGGGUUUCUGUUUCUUCAACUCAGUGGCCAUCACUGCCAAACUGCUGCAGCAGAAACUCGGGGUGGGCAAGAUCCUGAUCAUAGACUGGGAUAUUCACCAUGGAAACGGGACCCAGCAGGCUUUCUAUAAUGACCCCAAUGUGCUGUACAUUUCCCUGCACCGUUAUGACGAUGGCAACUUUUUCCCAGGCAGCGGAGCUCCUGAGGAGGUGGGUGUAGGUCCAGGAGAGGGCUUUAAUGUCAACAUUGCCUGGACAGGUGGAGUGGAGCCACCUAUGGGUGAUGUGGAGUAUCUAACUGCCUUCAGAACGGUGGUGAUGCCCAUAGCCAAUGAGUUCUCCCCGGAUGUAGUGCUAGUGUCAGCUGGCUUUGAUGCUGUGGAGGGCCAUCAGUCCCCCCUGGGUGGAUAUAAUGUCACCGCCAAAUGUUUCGGCCAUCUCACUAAGCAGUUGAUGAAGCUGGCUGGCGGCCGUGUGGUUUUGGCACUGGAAGGAGGUCACGACCUCACCGCCAUCUGUGACGCAUCCGAGUCCUGCGUGGCUGCAUUGCUUGGAGACGAGUUGGAUCCUGUACCACUGACAGUGCUUCAACAGAAACCGUGUCCAAAAGCCACAGCCUCUCUAGAGAGGGUCAUUGAGAUUCAGAGUAAACACUGGACGUCUGUGCAGAGGUUAGCUCCUACAGUGGGCCAGUCUCUACUGGACACUCAGAGACGGGAGAAGGACGAGGCAGACACUUUGACCGCCAUGGCCUCUCUCACUGUGGACAACGAUCAGCAAAAGACCUCCACAGAAACCAGCAGAUCAGCAGAGGAGCCCAUGGAGGAGGAGCCCGUGUUGUAGAAGAGCGAGCACAGUGCAUCACUGCUCCAACCUUCUUGUCCACGCGUGCUUGGCACUGGUCACGCCUCAUGUUCCUCCUCCCAGCUCUUUGAUUGGUUCCCUCGGUCCUUCACUCAUUUCCAGGUGCUUGACUGACACGUUCACAGCCCACCCACUUUCGCUUUUCUGAGGUUAAAGCAUAGCAAACUGUUGCCGAAAGGGGAUGACAAGGCAUGAUGGGUACUUACAGGACCACUCCAGUGAGGGUUGCGCAGCUGGAAAGGCCGAACAAUGGAGUGCUCUUCAGAGAGAGGUCUUUGAUUUCAUUUUCUCAUUGUAUUGAACUGAGGACUUAAAGAAGAAAAUGCAAAAAAAAAAAAAAAGAAGAAGAAGGGGAAAACAUCACGACAGCACAGGGAUGUUGUCGCUUGGGGGGGCGGCGAAAAGCUUUGUUUUCUGUACAAAGUAUAAUGUACAAAGUUCCAAAAAAAAAAGCCAACAAGCAGCAAAAAUACUUCAGCACAAAACACACAUAUACACUCAUUCACAAGCAACACGGUUACCAAAAGAGGUGCCUGAUGUGUCGAAACACCUUUUGCAGACAAGUAUACUCGUUUACACUGUACCGUGUCGAUUAUUUGGUAUACUUGUUCAUCUGUAUAAUAGCCUGUUAUGAAAAGCACACAAACCUACGAGAAAUAUAAGUAUAAAAUAUAUAUAUAAAUAUACAUACAAACAUAUAUAUAUAUAUAUAUAUAUAUAAGCAUAUAUAUGUAGUUUUGUGUGUACCGUAUACACAUUUGAACAUACAAAAAAUAUAUAAAUACUUUAUAUCCCCUAUGGAACAUUUUCUUAUCAGCUGUGGUUGUACAUACAGUAAAAGAGCCUGCAGACUUUUAUCCAGAAGUGAAAGAAUAAUGGUUAGCCAUUUCUCCCAGAAGCAUUUCUUGUCUCUUAGAGAAAACAGUACUUUUUUGGAAUAUACGGCUUUGCUAUAACAUACAUCGCACAUAAACGUGAAUAACGGCAACCCAUCCGUUUUAAGACAAAGGUGUAAAAUACGAAGAGAGGAUUUUCAAGCGUCCAUCUCAACUUUCGGUGGAGAACGAGGAUAGACGCAUUGGUGGUAAUGUCUCAAGAAAGACUUUUUGUUUUCCAAGAACUUGGUGCCUUUUAUACUAAGGAAAACAUUUAACAACACCAAUACUUAACGAAUCGUGACUCCUCGGACUUCACUUUCAUUGAUUUGUUUGUUUUUCAAAUUGCCUUAAAUUUUUCAAAGAAAAUUAACUUUAGCCAUGAACGAAGGAGAGCACAAAAUGAUUACUAUCCUCCUCCUGCCCCACUUUCUUUCCAUUUCUCUCUUUAGUUUAAGUGUUGUGUUCUUGGUAAAAAGGUUUUGAUACUUUUUUUUUAUUUUACAUGUUAACAAAAGAACAAAUGGAAGAUAUUCAGCGAUUGUUUUAUUUAUCAGUCCUGUGCACUAGCACAUGACUAGCACAUGACGUGAUUGUUUGGAAACACUGCUGAUGUUGUGACCAACUUGUUUGUUUUCUUCAUUUUAACGUCACUUUCCUUUGUCCAUUUAUUUGAUUGGCUCCCGUAAACUCUUUAUUUGAAACUUGUUUUAUUUGACUUUAUUUCCAUUGGCGAGAGAGUGUUAGCGGUGACUUUUUUUAUUAAAACAGUUCCUUUUUUUUGUACAAAAAUGUAAAAGAAAACAAAAAAGUCUGUAUUCAGUGUUAGUUUCGUCAUUUGAUUUGAAGUAUUCUCUGUUAAGGAAUGUACAGCGCGCUACAGAUAUUAUCAAUGAUGUUGAUUUAUGUCACUGUGCAGUGCAUUUGGCAUUGUCCUUUUUCAGGAUUUAAGGAUAUUUUUUCCGGCAAUAAGAGUGACUACCACUUUUUUUGUUUAACACUAAAAUACUCUGCAAACUUUUGGUUACAUUUUCGACAUCUUUUGAUAUAGCUUUUAUCCUCUGGAUACGGUUAGUUUUCAUUAGACUGACUAGUAUUGUUCAUAACUGUUGACAGUUAGUCGUCUAAUAGCUGUAUGCUGGCUAAUCACUUGUGCACUUGUGGAUGAAAUGCAAUGGCUUGUUUAUGACCCUGAAAUAACAAUCCUUCAUUACAUUUUCACUGCGUGACAACAGCUUUUUGGGGGCCAAAUUCGAUGUAAUCCGCUGCGUCUUUAUUUAACGUCACCCUCUUCCUUUAGCAAUGUCACGGAAGUCUGAGAGGUGACGACGUGUCUAAUGGCAAACACUUUUUUUUAAUGAGACUGAACCGGGCCUCGGGCAUCUUGCACUAAUAACUACACUGUAGGUCCGAACCUAAUUGCGUUUCUUUUUUUUUACUUUCGGUUCUCAGACGCAAAUUGAGGCAUUAAAUGCAGAGUGAAUUAUCUCCGCAAAUGACGUGUGAACUCUCGCCAGCGUUUUUCUUUGUGUGCAUUCACUGAUUCACCGAUGAACUGUUGACGUUGAAACGUCAGAAACUUCGCUGCGCAUUUCUCGACUCUGCUCUCUUUUGAUUUAUUUAUUUGGAGUCAGAAAUUAUUAGUUGCGUUGCGUAUGGAUCGAUGUUUGUCUCAUUGUAAAUCGAUGAAAAUUUCAACAGCCUCUGGGGAAUAACUUAACUUUU
This is a messenger RNA of Sinocyclocheilus grahami, 6977 nucleotides long. Its product is annotated as histone deacetylase 5-like. Bases 961 to 4356 code for a protein of 1131 amino acids. Gene Ontology annotation, biological process: negative regulation of transcription by RNA polymerase II. Lineage: Eukaryota; Metazoa; Chordata; Actinopteri; Cypriniformes; Cyprinidae. The transcript has 25 exons. Gene Ontology annotation, molecular function: histone deacetylase activity. The record is from RefSeq and is a predicted model, not a curated record.